CUUUCUCUUGUUGCAGCACUUUCCUACCGAGGUCUAGCGCCAAACUCCAACGGGCGUUGUUUAAGCUCGACCCGAGGGAUUUUUCUUUUCUGGGCAGCCCCGACCUUACCCGCAAUUUUAAUACUCCCAGCGCGCCGUCGCAUGUUCCGCUCGCGCGAGUGAUCGCAGGACCACAAUUAGAUCUCACUUCAACUUUUCCCACUAAACAACGUUCGAAUGGUCUCUUCAAACUGCUCUCCACCGACCGAGAGGUCACGAUCUACUACCGCCCCUCAGUCCGAGGCGCACGAGGCCAGCAAAUCAACCGGCUCGAGUAACCAUGAAUUCGACCGGAAUGCCUCAGUAAUCCCUUUCAAAGGGAGCCUCGACUCCCCUCCUCUAUAUAGUUUCCAGCCCCCGUCGAAUCGCAUUCAGGACUCAAUUACCCAGCACAUCCCUCAUCACCAUCUGCCUUCCUUGCAAAUACGCACGGAUCUGCCAGUCUUUAGUCAAAUGAGCCCUCCGGGGGACGCUGACACCUUGGUCCACCACAGCCUAUCCUCCAGCAGUCUGCCCCGUCGCACUCCUAGUUUACGCGGUUUAUUCGCCGCCGCGCCCAACAGUGGGGGCUCACUGUCGCCCGCUUCUAUUAUCUCAUCACCACAAUUGGUGGCCAUGGGCGACAUCACCCCUUUGCCGUCGCCCAUCAGUGGCAUGUCGCCAUGGAAACACCCCCGGCGCAAUUCCCAGUCCCUCUCGCGGACCCCUUCGAUGGUCUCACGAAAAGGCUCGAGCUUGAGUCUGCGACUUAGCGACUCAUCGCACAUGAUCGGCGCUUGCGAACCGCGACCACGAAGCAGAAACAAACAGUAUACUCUGUCGGAUAAAUUGCACGAAUCGCCGCUCGAGUCACCAACCAAAUCACGACCGGACGGAGCCCCCAAACACGCGCGUAACCGCAGUUUGAGCGAAUAUGUUCCUCCUGGCCGAAGUGUCCCUGUCAAACCAAGACCUAUUGUGGUUUCGGGGACUGGCGCGCCACCGGGAAUCUCCACCUCUACCAGCACUGACUCGAAUGCGCAUAACCUCCACCGGGAACAAUACUUAGGUGUGCAUCGUGGGAUUGCACUGCCGACCGUUCGCCCGCCGAGCCCGCCACGUAGUAGCCGCAGCGGACUCGACGAAGAGGACAGCGGGCCUGUGAUUACUCCUGUCCCGGACACUGCGGAUGAAAUAUACUCGGUGCGGUCGGUGCGCACCCAGCAACGUCGGAAAUAUCGCAAGAUUCGUCAACUUGGCCAGGGCACAUUCAGUCAAGUCAGUCUGGCCGUCCGCGUGGAGACGCGAGACAGCGAGCCUCCACGCAAUGGCUAUAGCUUGAAGGACGUGAACCUCGCGACCCAGAAGUUGGUUGCGGUCAAAAUCAUCGAGUAUGGGCCCGCGGGCGGCGCGGACGAGGAGCGUCUGGAGGUAUCGCUCAAGCGCGAGGUGGAGAUCCUUAAGUCAGUGAACCAUCCGUCCUUGGUUCAGCUGAAGGCCUUCGGCAGCGACGAGAAACGUGCACUUCUGGUUUUGGACUACUGUCCGGGCGGGGAUCUGUUCGAUGUGGCUUCUUCCAGCACUCGGCCCAUGAGUCCCCCAAUCAUUCGUCGCAUAUUCGCCGAGUUGGUGGCAGCUGUUCGCUACCUCCACGAGCACUAUAUCGUGCACCGUGACAUCAAGCUAGAGAAUGUUCUUGUUAAUCUCCCCGUCCUCGCCAUGGAGAAAAUCAGUGACUGGCGCACAUACGAUCGAGCGAUCGUGACCCUCAGUGAUCUGGGUCUAUCCCGAAGGAUACCGGAGCCUCCAGAAAGUCCUCUCUUGCAAACCCGCUGCGGCAGCGAGGACUAUGCGGCACCGGAGAUUUUGAUGGGCCAAUCAUAUGAUGGACGGUCGACUGAUGCAUGGGCGCUGGGGGUGUUGCUCUAUGCGAUGAUGGAGAAUCGACUGCCAUUCGAUGCGUUGCCGGGUACUCGGGGCGACCCGGCCAAGCUACGGGCACGAACACCCCAUCGCAUCGCGCGAGUGGAGUGGUCCUGGUACCGAUAUGCGGACAGUGAUGGCGAGUGGGAUCCCGCCAAAGGGAGCGACCUGGAAGGUGCGCGGGAAUGCGUGGAGGGACUCUUGAAGCGCAACACCAAGAGAAAGAGUCUUGACGAGAUCGCGACGUUGCCAUGGGUGAAGGAGGCGAUUGACGUGCCUGGGGGCCUGAAGAGAGGAGACAAAGAAGUGCCCUAGAGCUGGCCUCUUGGACCUGCAUAUUACCAUUCUUAUCUUUCUGUUUAAACCAUACCAUUUCCCUUCUUUUUCUUUCGUUCGUUCUUUCUCUCUUUCUGCUUUGUUUCUGCAUGUCUUAUGAUUUCACGGCGUGAACCCAAGAGACGAUCCCCACCGCUGACGACGCGACCUUGUGGGUUUCUUCGGUUUAGAUCUAUAUUGUUAUCGAGAGGUAGUUGGUAAUUGGUACAGCGAAGAUAUAAGCUUUGGACUCGUUACUGCUUAAUUAGCACUAACUAUACUGAUUCUCACUCUU
Molecule: messenger RNA, 2551 nt
Organism: Aspergillus saccharolyticus JOP 1030-1
Lineage: Eukaryota; Fungi; Ascomycota; Eurotiomycetes; Eurotiales; Aspergillaceae
Product: putative protein kinase
Exons: 2
Coding region: 217-2256 (679 amino acids)
Biological process (GO): intracellular signal transduction; protein phosphorylation
Cellular component (GO): cytoplasm
Molecular function (GO): ATP binding; protein serine/threonine kinase activity
Source: RefSeq, a predicted model, not a curated record